AUGGGCGACAUUGAAGAUUACGUUAGACUAGAAAAGGUCGGCGAAGGUACCUAUGGCGUUGUUUACAAGGCCCAUGAUCUUAAAAACGGCAACCGUCUUGUUGCCUUAAAGAAAAUCCGUCUCGAAGAAGAAGAUGAGGGCGUGCCAUCAACUGCGAUUCGUGAGAUUUCACUGCUCAAGGAGAUGCGCAACAAAAAUAUUGUCGCUCUCUAUAAUAUCGUCCACACAGACUCUCAAAAGCUCUACCUUGUGUUUGAGUUCCUCGAUAUGGACUUUAAAAAGUACAUUGAGAAAAUCCGUAAUGGUGAGGGCCUCGACGCUAAUGUCAUCAAGCGAUUCAUGUCCCAACUCGUCAAUGGCAUUUGCUACUGCCACUCUCACCGCAUUCUCCACAGAGACUUGAAACCCCAAAACCUUCUCAUUGAUAAGGAAGGAAACCUGAAAAUUGCAGACUUUGGUCUUGCCCGCGCCUUUGGUGUCCCCCUGCGGCCAUACACCCACGAAGUCGUCACCCUAUGGUACCGUGCUCCAGAAAUUUUGCUUGGCGGCAAGCAGUACUCGGUGGGCAUUGACAUGUGGUCAGUGGGCUGCAUUUUUGCCGAAAUGAUUACCCGCAAGCCUCUCUUCCCUGGUGACUCUGAAAUUGAUGAGAUUUUCCGCAUUUUCCGUAUUCUAGGCACCCCCAAUGAGGAGAUUUGGCCUGGUGUUACUACCCUCCCUAACUUUAAGACUACCUUUCCUCAAUGGAAGCGCCGUGAACUCGAGCGCCAUGUUCCAGGUCUUGAUGAUUAUUCGGGCGAUCUGCUCCACAGCUUUUUACAGUAUGAUCCGGCUAUGCGAAUGAGUGCCAAGCGGGCGCUGCAACACCCAUACUUUACAGAUUACCAAACUACAAAUAGUAGUAGCAGUGGGGCCAGUAGUAGUGGCAGCAACAACAGUGGUAGCAAUAGCAUACCAUCGCAGCAAUAUGGAGUGUCUUCUGCGGCUGCUGGCGCCGGCGCUGGUGGAAAUGGUCAAGCAGCAGCCAGUUUGCCUGCAUGA
Magnusiomyces paraingens is the source of this 1041-nucleotide messenger RNA. RefSeq lists its product as uncharacterized. NCBI's taxonomy places the organism in Eukaryota, Fungi, Ascomycota, Dipodascomycetes, Dipodascales, Dipodascaceae. Gene Ontology annotation, biological process: signal transduction; regulation of gene expression; G1/S transition of mitotic cell cycle. Bases 1 to 1041 code for a protein of 346 amino acids. Gene Ontology annotation, cellular component: cytoplasm; cyclin-dependent protein kinase holoenzyme complex; nucleus. Gene Ontology annotation, molecular function: ATP binding; cyclin-dependent protein serine/threonine kinase activity; cyclin binding. The transcript has 2 exons. The record is from RefSeq and is a predicted model, not a curated record.